This is a messenger RNA of Uloborus diversus, 1226 nucleotides long. RefSeq names its product ubiquitin-conjugating enzyme E2 Z-like. Gene Ontology annotation, cellular component: nucleus. The transcript has 7 exons. Gene Ontology annotation, molecular function: cysteine-type endopeptidase inhibitor activity; ubiquitin conjugating enzyme activity. The record is from RefSeq and is a predicted model, not a curated record. Bases 181 to 1134 code for a protein of 317 amino acids. Lineage: Eukaryota; Metazoa; Arthropoda; Arachnida; Araneae; Uloboridae. Gene Ontology annotation, biological process: negative regulation of apoptotic process.
CCCAGUUCGUCUGCCAUCUAUUUUGUUGAUAAAUGGUUAACAAAAUGACAAUUUAAAUUGUAUAAGUCUGUGUACUCUCCGAUUUUGUAAACUUAUUUCAGAAAAUCUUGUAAACUAGGUACACAAGUCUAAAAUUAUAUGCAUUUCCAUAGGCGCAUUAUCUAAAACGUACAGAAACAAAUGUCAGAAGUGAAGUGGGAAUCGGUCCCUUGUUUGGCUGACAGUAUGGCUGAUCCUGAAGAAAACGAAGUAAUGAUGGUCAGUGUAUCGAGUACUUCAUCUACCGUAUUAAGUACUGCUUUUGGUUUUACCGAAAGUAUACUCUGGGAUCCAACUAUGAGUGUGGACUGGAGUAAAGAGACACCUUCACCUCAGUGUUUAAUGCGAAUUAAAAGAGAUAUCAUGACCAUCUAUAAUGAACCACCUCCUGGUAUGUUCAUAGUGCCAGAUGAAUCUGACAUGACUUUGAUUCAUGCACUACUUACUGGCACAUUCGAUACUCCCUACGAGGGUGGGUUCUUUUAUCUUCUGUUGCGCUGCCCGCCAGAUUAUCCUAUUCAUGCCCCCAGGGUAAAGUCCAUGACUACUGGAGAAGGUAAAGUGAGGUUCAAUCCUAACCUCUACAAGAAUGGUAAAGUGUGCCUCAGCAUUUUAGGAACCUGGUCAGGGCCUUCAUGGAGUCCAGCUCAAAGUAUAUCCAGCGUUUUGUUAUCAAUACAGUCACUCCUGAAUGAAAAACCUUACUUCAAUGAACCAGGUUUUGAAAAAGAAAGAAAUCCUGGAGACAGUGCUCGUUAUAAUCAAAUAAUCAAGCAUGAAACCCUGCGAGUUGCAGUUUGUGAUAUGCUUGAAGGUAGCACUUGUGAUUCACUCAACUGCCCUCAGCCACUCAGAGAUGUGAUGGAAAAAUCAUUUCCCGAGUUCUAUGAUUACUAUGAAUCUGUAGCCAAGGCAAAUAUGCAUCUCACAAAACAGCACAUGUUGGAUCCAUUUGGAGAAAAGAGGGGCAUUUUCGACUAUGCAUCCAUCUUGCAGAGGUUGCAGGCCAUCAAAGCGAAACUGGAGGCCAAGCAGCCACCUCCCUUCGUCGGGCCGAGUCCGGAGUCUCCCUCCGAGAGCUCCGAUUCUUCCUGAUUCCAUCACAGCUGUUGGGUUAAUGUUAUGUAUCUUUGUUGUCCUUGUACAGAAUAACUAUAUGAGAGUCAAUAAAUUAUUGUUUUUAUGAG